Fonsecaea multimorphosa CBS 102226 is the source of this 1641-nucleotide messenger RNA. RefSeq lists its product as uncharacterized. The record is from RefSeq and is a predicted model, not a curated record. Lineage: Eukaryota; Fungi; Ascomycota; Eurotiomycetes; Chaetothyriales; Herpotrichiellaceae. Gene Ontology annotation, molecular function: CoA-ligase activity. Gene Ontology annotation, biological process: secondary metabolic process. The coding region runs from base 1 to 1641 and encodes 546 amino acids. The transcript has 5 exons.
AUGCCUUUUCUUGCUCAAAAAAGGGUGCCAAUCCCUAACAAAGACAUUCUAUCCUGGAUGUUCGAUGAACCAAAAUUCGAUCAGGAGAAACCGGUCUACAUCGAUGCUAUUGACCCGUCAAGGUCGAUUUCCGCAAGUCAAGCUCGGGUGAUAAUCCGAAAGCUCGCCGCGGGUUUCCACGCCGCCGGGGUGAAAUCCGGAGACUGUGUUUGCGUUCACAGCUUCAACAAUGUCUAUUACCCCAUGUUGUUUCUAGGUAUCAUCGCAGCUGGUGCAAUCUUCGCUGGCACCAACCCAGCCUAUACUCACUUCGAGCUUGCUCAUCACUUCAAGACAUCACGCACUAGAUUUAUCAUUGCCGAGCCCGACCUGUUGAAAGCUGUAGUGUCAGCUGCACAAGAAUGCGGCAUACCACAAUCCAACGUCCUUGCCUUCAAUUGCCACAAUGAAUCAAUUCCAGCCGGAUUUGAACCUUGGGGAACACUGUUGGAACAUGGGGAGAGGGAUUGGAUUCGCUUCGAUGACGAACAGGUCUCCAAGAAGACGACAGCUGCGAGGCUGUUUAGCAGUGGGACUACUGGAUUGCCAAAAGCUGCAGCGCUGUCCCAUUACAAUCUGAUCGCCCAGCACACGUUGGUCAAUGAGAUACAACCGCCGCCAUACGAGCCACGCCGCUUACUAUAUCUGCCGCUGUUUCACGCAGCAAUGGUACCAGUGGCCCACGUCACGCCUCUCCGGUCAGGUGAUUCAAGCUACAUCCUCCGGCGCUUCGAAAUGGAGCCAUUCCUUACUUCCAUACAAAAGUACCAGCUUACAGAGAUGGUCUUCGUACCACCAGUUGCUGUCGCCGUCCUGAAGUAUCCGUCUCUUCACAACUAUUCUCUGAAAUCGAUCAAAGUCGUUGUGUGUGGCGCAGGACCACUAGAUAAGGAACACCAAAACGCACUUCAAUCUAUCUUGGGGUCCGAGACGUCGUUCACUCAGGUUUGGGGCAUGACAGAGACUAGUUGUGUCGCUUCAAAAUUUUACUAUCCUGAGCGGGACGAUACUGGUAGUGUUGGGCGCAUGAUGCCAAACUUAGACGUCAAGCUCAUAGAUGAUAACGGAAAAGACAUUACAGCUUUUGAUGUACCUGGAGAGCUCUGUAUACGAGGCCCCACGAUCAUAUCGGGUUACUUCAACAGUUCACACGCUACAAAGGACUCGAUUGAUGGGGAAGGGUACUUCAAGACGGGGGACGUGAUGUACUGCGACUCAAAAACAAAGAAAUGGUAUAUUAUCGAUCGAAAGAAAGAACUGAUCAAGGUGAGGGGGUUCCAGGUAGCACCAGCCGAGAUCGAGGGAGUCUUACUCUCCCAUCCGCAGAUAUUGGACGCUGCUGUCAUUGGAGUUCGGAAACCGGACGAACCGGAUGUGGAAAUGCCGAAGGCAUUUGUGGUGCGGAAAUCUGGUUCCGACGGCGCAGCAUUAACAGAAGAGAUGGUGAAAUCAUUUUGCGGAGAGAGAUUGGCAAAAUACAAGGAGCUUUCAGCCGGAGUUACAUUCAUUGAUGCUAUUCCGCGAAAUGCGACGGGAAAGGCCCUGAAACGCAUACUGAGGGAUAUGGCGAAAGCUACGACUGCAAAUUCCGCCAGGCUCUGA